CACGACGCCAUAGCCAAUCUCGAAAUUCUAGCAUAAGAGCCCUAAUUCUCUCAAUCAAUCAUUACCGAGGGGAUGGAGGCGCACUGCGCUGUGAUGGUGCGAAUCCGCGGCCCAGAUCCAAAGUCGCGGAAGAUGCUGCGCCAUGCUUUCCACGCAUCAGAAUCGGGCGAGACUACUCUCUCGGCAUCCGGUUUGCUGCUGCCGAUCGCUGGAAAAUCGGCGGCGGCGGUGACUUGCGCUUCGAUCGUGGAGCCGUAUCUAUCGCCUAGCGAUCUUGCGGACCAAGACUCGAUCAAACUCGUUCGAGGCGCGACUCUAGAAGUUCUUCUGCAAGCUCCUCCUAGCUCAAAUGAAUUUGGAUCCACACCACUUUGGCUUCCAGCGCAAAUUUUAAAACUGGUGCAUGUGAAGCGGGCAUCAGAAGCGGUGAGAUCCUUACUCGACGUGCAAGGAGGCGAUGAGUUGUGGGAAAUGGGCUGGAGUGUGGCAAAUCCUCAAGAAUCUCGUCCGGAGAAUGCCACAGUGAGCGAUUUUUCUCGCAGCAAAGAGGGUGCUGUGCCUAAGACCACAGCUACUCUAGCAGCAGCUUUUACAAGGAUAGCUGUCCUCAGCGUCCAAGCAAAUACUACGGAACUGAUGCUCUCAAGUGUUUGUACCAAAGGCGAUGUUGUCCGAGCAAUUGGAUCACCUUUUGGUGCGCUAUCACCUCUGCAUUUUUUUAACAGCGUUUCGGUUGGCAAUGUCUCCAAUUGCUGGCCGUCGUCAUCUAGGCUCAUUUUAAUGGCUGAUAUCCGUGCUCUUCCUGGCAUGGAAGGUGGCCCUGUUUUUGAUGCUGCUGGUAAUCUUGUUGGGAUUCUUCUUAGGCCACUGCGUCAGCGCAGUUCUGGAGUUGAAGUUCAACUUAUCUUACCAGCCAAGGUUCUAGCGUCAGAACUGGAAGAACUUGGUUUCAACGUGAUGUACAACAUCUUUGACAACGAGAAGUUGCAAAGUAAUAAGCACAUUCAAAUGGCACUUUCAUCAAUAGUUCUUCUAACAACAAGCAACGGAAGCUGGGCAUCAGGAACUCUUCUCAACAAGUCGGGCCUUAUAUUGACAAAUGCUCAUCUUUUGGAGCCGUGGAGGUUCAGAAGGUUAACAGUUGAUCCGUUGCUUCGGGACGAUUUCAUAGAGGUGGCCAACGUAUCAAAUCGUGGGCAGUAUUCACCCGUUCAAGUACGUCUCGAGCGCCAACAGCGACGUUCUUGGCAUUUUGCGACAGUAGUAUUUGUCUCGCAUGGACCACUGGACGUUGCUCUCUUGCAACUCACCUCGGUGCCUUACGAGCUCGAACCAAUUCCAGUCGACACCACAGAGCCAGUUCCUGGAUCAGCAGUAGCUGUGAUUGGCCAUGGACUUUUUGGGCCCCGAACAGGCAAGAAUCGCUUUUCGUUGGCGUUAACUUCCUUCUUGUGAACUUGCAGAGCUAGGACCCUCUAUAACAAUCGGAGUUAUCUCACGAGUCGUGAAUAGCCGCGAGAUCGUUUCAAACCCGCAAGAGUGUGAAUCAAACACACCUGUGAUGCUUCA
This is a messenger RNA of Selaginella moellendorffii, 1569 nucleotides long. Its product is annotated as glyoxysomal processing protease, glyoxysomal-like. The transcript has 11 exons. Lineage: Eukaryota; Viridiplantae; Streptophyta; Lycopodiopsida; Selaginellales; Selaginellaceae. The record is from RefSeq and is a predicted model, not a curated record. The coding region runs from base 73 to 1455 and encodes 460 amino acids. Gene Ontology annotation, cellular component: peroxisome. Gene Ontology annotation, biological process: protein processing. Gene Ontology annotation, molecular function: serine-type endopeptidase activity.